AUGGAAAACGAAGAUUAUUUUGAAGACAUAGAAUAUGGUCAAGACCGAACGUUCCAGAUUGAGAAUAAAGGUGUACUUGCUGAGAAGAAACCUUUCGUAAAACCUAAAGAAGGUGUUAUCUUUAUUGUUGAUUGCCAUUCAUAUGAUGAUCAGCCAUUUGAUAAAGAAAUAACUGAAGCUAUGAUCCGAAUGAUGAAACAAACACCAAUUUUUUAUCCAAAAGACAGAUUUGGAUUGAUAUUUUAUGGAAGUCAAAACACAACGAAAUCACUUCCAGAAGGUAUUCAAAAUGUUCAUAUCUUACAAAAUGCAACAAUUAAACUCUUAGAAGAAUAUCCUAAGUUCUUUGAUAAUAUUAAACCAUCCAAAAAAUUAAUUCCAUUAAUUAAUGCAUUUCAAGCUACUCAUAAAAUAUUUCAAGCUGCCAAUGUUAUUAACCAACCAAGAAUAGUGUUUGUUGUUCCACCUCAAUUCUUUACCUAUCACCAAAUCACACCAGAAGUAAAUGCAUAUAUAAUAAAUAAUCCACCAGAACCUAUAUUUUUUUCAAGUAAAUAUCAACCCUCACAAUUUCCUUUUAAGUGCUUCCCAUUAAAUCGCCUUGAACGGGUUUGUAUUUCUUUUCAUAAAAGUGUUGGAUAUUAUUAUGACUUUAUCCCAUACGAAGGAUGUAGAAUAAAGGUUAUAAUUAAUAAUAUUUCUACAUCUGUAUCUGCUGCAACUCUUGGUAAUGUACUUGUUGAAAAAGAAGGAUGGAGAGUAGUAGUUGGUAAAAUAAGAAAAGAAGAAAUGCCAGGUGGUGAAAAAAGAGAGUUAACUGCCCAUAAUGAAGGAGAUGUUUGGGACUAUUCAUUUGGGUCUGAAAAAAUUACUUUUACUGAAGAAGAGUAUCAAAAGUUACAUACUAUAGAAGAAAAAUAUAGAAAUAGUAUCAUCGUCAAAGGUAAAAUAUCACAAGACUUCCUUCAGUCUACAACAAGUUCUGCUUCAUUUAUUCGUCCUACUGAAGAUAAUGGAUGGUAUGACGCUCUUUAUCAAACUUUAUUAAAAGAGAAACAAGCAUUACGUUGUGAUUUCUUUAGUAGAUCUCAAAUGAAAGAUGUUGUUAUUGUUCCAAUUAAAUCAACUUCAGAAUUUAUACCAAGUGGGUUAUAUAUGAUUUGUUUACCAUACAUUGAUGAUGUUCUAACUCCACUUCUUUCUGAACCAGAAUUUAAUAUCCAUUCAACUAUUUGUAAUGUUUCUCAAAAUCAAUCCAUGAAAAGUUUAAUUAGUAAAUGUACAAAAAAUAAUAUUGAUUUUAUGGCAUUAAAAAACCCUGUUGUAAAAGAGAGAAUAAAUUCAAUCAUUGAGGCAAUGAAAAUUGAUCUUCAUCAAGAAGAUACUUUAGAAGACAAUGAAAUUCCCUAUGAUGAUAUUCAAAAUGUAAAAGAUCAUUUCAUACUUCCAACAAAAAGGAUUCGUGCUAUAAAACCAAAGGAACAAGUUAAAAUAGAUGAUGAUAUGAUGCUAGAAAUAUAUCGUAGUAUUUGUUCAGGAAAAGGAAAUAUCUACAAUGCUAGUUUAUUAAAAAAAUUUCUGAUUCAAUCAAAUGUAUCAGUAACCUCUCGUGAUAAAAAAAGUGAUUUAAUAGAAAAGGCAAAUAAAUUAGUCAAAGGUAUUCAACAACAAUUAGAUGAGAAAGAAGAAAAUGAUAACGAUUCAAUUAACCAAGAAAAAAAAGACAUUUAA
Messenger RNA from Entamoeba dispar SAW760, 1731 nucleotides. RefSeq lists its product as uncharacterized. Gene Ontology annotation, biological process: cellular response to gamma radiation; double-strand break repair via nonhomologous end joining; telomere maintenance. NCBI's taxonomy places the organism in Eukaryota, Evosea, Mastigamoebida, Endamoebidae. The coding region runs from base 1 to 1731 and encodes 576 amino acids. Gene Ontology annotation, cellular component: Ku70:Ku80 complex. The record is from RefSeq and is a predicted model, not a curated record. The transcript has a single exon. Gene Ontology annotation, molecular function: telomeric repeat DNA binding; double-stranded DNA binding.